Octopus sinensis (East Asian common octopus) is the source of this 318-nucleotide messenger RNA. Its product is annotated as methylmalonyl-CoA epimerase, mitochondrial-like. NCBI's taxonomy places the organism in Eukaryota, Metazoa, Mollusca, Cephalopoda, Octopoda, Octopodidae. The coding region runs from base 1 to 318 and encodes 105 amino acids. The record is from RefSeq and is a predicted model, not a curated record. The transcript is spliced from 2 exons.
AUGGAAGCUUCCCGAACAUUCUACAGUGAUAUUAUGGGAGCCAAAGUCUCAACAGUACAGUUGGUAUCUCCCUACUCCGAGAAAGGCCCUCUUAACCAAUAUUUGGAGACCAAUCCUGUAGGAGGAAUGCAUCACAUUGCAAUUGAGGUCACCAGUAUAACGGGGGCUGUCGAUGCCGCUUCUAAGAAGAAUGUGAGGAUCCUCUCUGGCCUUCCCAACUUCGGGGAGCCUAAUUCUGUGUUUUUGGAUCCUGCUGACUCCAAUGGGGUACUAAUUCAACUAAUUCAGCAACAAUAUGAGGAUUCCUCUAAAAAUUAA